Molecule: messenger RNA, 165 nt
Organism: Cervus elaphus (red deer)
Lineage: Eukaryota; Metazoa; Chordata; Mammalia; Artiodactyla; Cervidae
Product: short coiled-coil protein B-like
Exons: 2
Coding region: 1-165 (54 amino acids)
Cellular component (GO): trans-Golgi network
Source: RefSeq, a predicted model, not a curated record
AUGAUGAAUGCUGACAUAGAUGACCUCUCUGCAAGAGUAGAUGCAGUUAGGGAAGAAAAUCUGAAGCUAAAAUCAGAAAAUCCAGUUCUUAGACAAUAUAUAGAAAACCUCAUGACAGAUUCUAGUGUUUUUCAAACAACUGAAAGAAAAAGCAAAAGAAAGUAA